This is a messenger RNA of Neurospora hispaniola, 558 nucleotides long. RefSeq names its product putative E2 ubiquitin-conjugating enzyme. The record is from RefSeq and is a predicted model, not a curated record. The coding region runs from base 1 to 558 and encodes 185 amino acids. Lineage: Eukaryota; Fungi; Ascomycota; Sordariomycetes; Sordariales; Sordariaceae. The transcript is spliced from 3 exons.
AUGUUGAAGAUUUGGUCUAUGAAAAAGGAGCAGCAGAAGGCCGAGAAUGCGGCUGGGGCUGAAAGUGGCGGGAAGAAAAAGAAGGUCACGGCGGCGCAGUUGCGGGUGCAGAAAGAUCUCAGCGAGCUUUCACUAGGCAGCACAAUGAAGACCGAGUUUCCGGACCCAGACGAUAUCCUCAACUUCAUCCUCUACAUCGAGCCGGACGAGGGCAUGUACAAAGGCGGCAAGUUCAGCUUCACCUUCAACAUCACACCCAACUUCCCGCACGAGCCGCCCAAGGUGCAGUGCCGCGAAAAGAUCUACCACCCCAAUAUCGACCUGGAAGGCAAGGUGUGCCUUAACAUUCUGCGCGAGGACUGGAAGCCCGUACUCAACCUGAACGCCGUCAUCGUUGGCCUACAGUUCCUCUUCCUCGAGCCCAACGCGAGCGACCCGCUGAACAAGGAGGCUGCCGAAGACCUGCGGUCCAACAGGGAAGGCUUCAAACGCAACGUCAGGACAGCUAUGUCGGGCGGUACGGUCAAGGGUCAGACGUAUGAACGGGUUGUCCAGUAG